This is a messenger RNA of Capronia epimyces CBS 606.96, 1701 nucleotides long. RefSeq lists its product as uncharacterized. Lineage: Eukaryota; Fungi; Ascomycota; Eurotiomycetes; Chaetothyriales; Herpotrichiellaceae. The record is from RefSeq and is a predicted model, not a curated record. The transcript is spliced from 4 exons. The coding region runs from base 1 to 1701 and encodes 566 amino acids.
AUGGGAUCGUUGCAAACACCCCUGGCGGAGCGCUGGCAGGACAUCAGCCUGGAGGCUCGACGGAGGCGUGAUGCUCUCAUCCCCGCCGAACACAGAUUGUCUUCCGAGUUUCUCAAAGCCACAGCACACGUUGCCGACGUGUCAGACGUGCACCAAAGCACCGGUCUCUUCACAGCUCCACAGCUGGAGAUCAUAUCUUCGAGUGCCGAAACCAUCCUGGCCAAAGUUGCAAAGUCUGUAUGGACGGCACUCGAGGUCACGGAAGCUUUCUGUUUGAGCGCCAGCGUGGCCCAACAGCUUACGAACUGUAUUACACAGCCUAUGUACCCGGAGGCUGUGAAACAGGCCAAAUAUCUGGAUGGCUAUCUUCUCGAACAUGGACAGGUCAUAGGUCCACUACAUGGUCUUCCCAUCUCGCUGAAGGACAACAUCGUCACCCCGCCAUACCCGUCUUGUGCUGGCUAUGUGGAUUGGGCACUCGGCUCGACCGAGGGCUGGACGGAGGCACCUCUUGUCACCCGUCUCAAAAGCCUGGGGGCAAUUCCAUUUGUCAAAACAGCCGUUCCGACCGCAAUGAUGAUGCCCGAAACUCGGAAUAACAUCUACGGGGAUACAUUGAACCCUUACAAUCGAAAACUUAGUGCGGGCGGCAGCUCGGGUGGCGAGGGAGCGCUGAUUGCUAUGCGAGGGAGUCCUCUGGGAGUUGGUACCGACAUUGGCGGCAGCAUCAGGAUCCCAUCCGCAUGGAACAAUCUCUUCGGUCUUAGGCCAAGCGGGAAUCGAUUCUCACAUCAAGGCUUUCGCAGCGUUUUCGAAGGGCAAGAGGCCGUGACGGUCGUCCAGGGCCCCAUGUCCCGGCACCUGGAGUCCUUGAAGCUGUACUGCAAAACAUUGGCCGACUCCGAGAUGUGGCUGUCGGAUUCGACGCUGAUACCGAUGCCCUGGCGCACAAUCACUCUUCCACCGAACGAGGAAUUGUGCUUUGCAUUCCACAAAUAUGACAAGCUCGUUCGCUGUCACCCCCCAAUCGAGCGUGGGGUGGAUAUCGUGGUAGACGCAUUACGAAAGGCCAACGUGACCAUGAUUGACUGGGAUCCCAAACUUCACGCGCUGGCCUGGAACUACCUGCGUCGACUCUUCCGAGCGGAUGGAGGCCGAUCCGUCAGCGACCGUAUCGAAGCCACUGGCGAGCCAUGGUUUCCGUACAUGUACGACUACCGGGACGCCGCCAGGGCUGGCAACGACUUGCCCACUUCGGAAACUUGGAAGUUGCAGGCUCAACGCACGCAACUGGCCGAGGAAUACCUCAAGAUGUGGAACGACACCGCCCAAGCCACACCUACGGGUCGGCCAAUCGACGCCAUAAUUGCCCCCGUCAAUGCAUGGGCGGCUGCUGCACAUGGUAAAUGCCUAUAUACUGGGUACACCGGGGUAUGGAAUCUUUUAGAUUUUACUGCAUGUGUGGUUCCUGUCACUUGGGCAGACCGAUCCAUCGACGUCAAAGCCAAAGAUUCCGCCGACUAUGUCCCCAUCGACGAGCGCGACCGCAAAGUGUGGGAAGAGUAUGACCCUGAGGUGUACCACCACGGACCAGUGGCCAUCCAGAUCAUCACACGGAGGUUGGAAGAAGAAAAGGCUGUGGCGCUCGCCGAGGUCGUUGUGCGUGCUCUUGGAGGAACGGUGCCCAAGUCGUCGUUCUGA